AUGCCCGGCCUCAUAGGGUUCAACGGCCCCUCUGUUGGCACAUAUGAUGCCUUUAACAACUUCCUGCCUCCAAUGAGAGGAGGGCACCCCCCUGAGCUGCCCAGCUGCCUCCCUACCUACGAGUCUGUGUCUGGCCCCGGGCCUUCAUCCCAGAUCUACGAUAACAACGCCCUCCCUGAGCUGCCCUCAGUUCCCGACACGCUUCCCACUUCCUCCUUUCGAGUUGGACGAAACACUGCGAGCUCUGAUGACAUCGACUUUGAUGACCUGUCACAGCGCUUUGAGGAUCUGAAGAAGAAGACCUAAUUCUCCAGUAUCCCAUCAUGCUGUGUUGUCAGUCACCGCAGUUACAGGAUCAGGAAAUGUUUAAAUAUUUGGAUUGGCACCCUUUGCAGUGAAACUCUCCUCACUGUGUAGUUUUACCGGUGUAAACAUGGACUGUACCUCAUUCAAACACACGUGUCUGUCUGGCACACUA
Molecule: messenger RNA, 478 nt
Organism: Oncorhynchus tshawytscha (Chinook salmon)
Lineage: Eukaryota; Metazoa; Chordata; Actinopteri; Salmoniformes; Salmonidae
Product: IST1 homolog
Exons: 3
Coding region: 1-306 (101 amino acids)
Source: RefSeq, a predicted model, not a curated record